Tetrahymena thermophila SB210 is the source of this 2115-nucleotide messenger RNA. RefSeq lists its product as hypothetical. Gene Ontology annotation, molecular function: protein binding. The record is from RefSeq and is a predicted model, not a curated record. Lineage: Eukaryota; Ciliophora; Oligohymenophorea; Hymenostomatida; Tetrahymenidae. The transcript has 6 exons.
UAAAAAUAUAAGUUAACUAUUUCUUUAUUUAUUGUAAAAAAAAAGCAAAUGAACUAAGAUAAUUUUUCUAAAACUUGUUAGGAAUAGUUGAAGGAAGUCAUAGAAAUUAUUAAAGAUACUUAAAAUUUUAUUUCUGAAAACUAAAAAAGAGUUAGCUUUUAGAGAUAUUUAGGUCAAGAAAUAUUUUGGGUUCUUCAUAGAUGGCUUGAAACUAUAUUUUAGUAAAACUUUACUCAUAUAUCAUCAAAUAUAGAGCCUUCUGUUUAGAGAUUUCUCUAAUAAAUUAAAGGAGAUUUUUUGAAUAUUAGAACUUUAGUUUAGAAGCUUAAAUUUGAAUUUAAUUCAAAAUAUGAAGACGAGUUUGAAAUAAUAAAAAAUAUUUAAGAAGGUUUAUAGAAUUUAAUUAAAGUAGGUAUUGAGGGAUUUAAUAACGGAAUUGUUAAGAUAGAAACUAAAACUUCUUUGGAUGAGUUCUAAAAAUAUUUGACACUUCUCAAUUUUACAAUAUUACAAUACAGAUAAAUAGAUAGCUAAUUCUUUAAGUGUCAAACUGAAAUGAUGAAAUAUGGUAAGAAUAAGUAACCUUAUAAAAUUGAUUGUCCAUAUUUCAUUAUUGACCACACAGUUACUCAAUAAGCAACACUUGAAGCUGAUGAUGUGUAUGAAGGACUUAAAGCUUUCUGCCAUCAAUAUCUGAAUAAAACUUUGCACAAAGAAAUACACCUCAAGAAACUUGAAUUUUAUCUUGAUUUUGAUAACACUGGUUAAAUUUAGUUAAGUGAUGUUGAUGACUUCUUUACUUUUGUUUGGUGUAAUCCAUAUGAAAGAGAGUAAUUCUUGUCAGAAAAGGAAUUCUUUAAAUCUGAUGAAAAGAAAAACAAAUACAAAUUAGUCCUAACAUUAAAAAAGCAAUCACCAAACUUUGAUCCUUUAUUCCCUAGAUAAAUUUAUAUUGAUGAAUAUGGAGUCGUUCCCUAAGACAAGAGAUAAUCUAAAGACAGAGAAAAAAUUCGUAAGCCAGUUAGAUUUGGAAGAAAAGCUAUGAAUAAUAAUAACCUUAUUCCUUGUGACGUCUAUUUUGGAUAAAAGGAAAUGACUAUCAGUAAAAGAUAGUUUGUAAUUAAGUCUGACUAGGAUGAUUACUAUGCUUAUUGCAUAUCUACUACCAAUCCUACUGAAUUCUUGGUGAUGACUGAUGGUUGCUUUAUCACCAAAGGCUCAGUUAUCACUUUAUCUGAUAAGGUUUGCUUUAUAGUAACAGAAUGCGUAGUACCUCUUGACGAAGAAUAAGUAGUAGAAAAAAUGGAAGAAGAGAGUAUUAUUGGAGAUGGACCAACUGUUAGAAGAGGUAAAAAAAAUAAUCCUGCUCUUGCUUAGAUUAAAAGCAAAGCUGACAAAAUGAAAGAAAUAUAAGACCCUAAAGACUACAAAGAAAAGAAUAUUGCUGAUGAGGAUGAAGGAUUAAAAGUUGAAAAUGAAAUAACAUAAAAAGAUGAGCAUAAAACUUUUGAAAAGAAGAAAGGAGGUAUGAAGGAUAUUAAAGAGUAUUUCUAAAAGAAGAUGAACAAUGAAAAAAUUGAUGAUGAGCAAGCUUAAUUUGUUACUUAAGAAUUUAAAAAUCAAAAGAAGAAGUAAAAAGAUGAUGAAGAAGAUUACAGAUGUUUCCCUAAUAAGGAUAUGACAACGAAAUGCACAAGAAGAAAAGGUGAGUGCUAUUUAUAAUUAGAGUUAGACUGGUGUGAUUUGGAAUGUGAGGAUUAAAUAAGAGAGACCCUUAAGAAGUUUAAUUAAAUUUAAAGAGAAAAAAAACAAGGUUAUUUUACCAUAGGAACAGCUAAAGGAUUAGAAAUACCUAUUGAAGACCAUUCUAUUAAAGAAUUCUAGUGCUAUUUUAUUUAUAAAGAAGAAUUUAAAAAAUGGAUUUGUAUGGAUUACAACUAAAACAUUAUGGCUACAGCUAUUUAGAAAGACUAGUACACUACCGUUGCAUUUAAAGGAAAUAAUGAUAAAAAUCACUCUGAAUUAUUCAAACUACAAAAAGGUGCAGUAAUUGUUGUAUCUGGAAAUUUCCUUGAAGUUGAUUUUGUUGAUGUUGACUUUGAUAAGAAUUAAUGA